Messenger RNA from Tribolium madens (black flour beetle), 360 nucleotides. Its product is annotated as prismalin-14-like. NCBI's taxonomy places the organism in Eukaryota, Metazoa, Arthropoda, Insecta, Coleoptera, Tenebrionidae. The transcript is spliced from 2 exons. Bases 144 to 314 code for a protein of 56 amino acids. The record is from RefSeq and is a predicted model, not a curated record.
GUUUUUUUUUUAUUGUUUCCUGUUCUGACUUGAAACUAAACUUGAAAUUUUGUCUGACACACCUUUACAAAACCAGUAUAAAUGCUACCAACAUAGGAUGCAACGGCCAGUGUUUGCUGUUGUAGACUCGCAAAACAAGCAAAAUGUUCAAACUUCUUGUAUUCUUGGCUCUUGUAGCUUUUGCUAUUGCUGCUCCUAAACCCGAACCUCAAUACUUCUAUUCUGGUCUCUAUGGAGGAUAUGCUGGAUUAGGAUACGGCUAUGGAUAUGCUGCUCCUUACGCCUAUGGUGGUUAUGGAAGCUACUUCUACUGAGCGAAAAUUCUGAACUGACUUUACUUAAUAAAUACUUUUAAUAUUA